AUGGAGGCGCUCGUUGCUCUGGGACUCGCUAGUAAUACAGUGCAGUUUCUUGAUUUCGCUACCAAGGUCUGUACCGAAGCCAUCGACAUCUACCAUAACGCGUCCGGCAAAUCAGUCUCCGAUACGCAGACCGAACGUCUUGUGAAGGGUUUCAUGGAAUCAAUCGACGCUCCAGUAUGGUCUCCUGCUGCUGAUUUGAUACCAACUAUUGACCAUGGAAAGCAUGAAUCUGCUUGCGUCCUGACAAGAAGAUCAAUUCCAGGCAUUGCAAUCAAAUGUGUUCGCGAAAUUGAUCGCAGCGAUUCGCGACUAAGUAUCAACGUUACCCCAGUGGCCUGGACCUACGAUCGAGAGGACGAGAUUGCUACUGCGGAGCUGCAUACGUUCAAAUGGAUCCUACAGCACUUCAAAACCGCGACGAACAAGUGGGAUGAUUUCAUCCAGUGGUUUGAGCAGGGAGAAUCGAUCUAUUGGGUCAACGAGAAAGCAGGUUCUGGAAAAUCUACCCUCAUGGAAUACAUCAGUCAUUACCCAGCGGUUAGAGGCUCACUUAGGUACUGGUCGGGUGCUACCAUAUUGAUCGUCGCUCGAUUCUUCUUCUGGCAUGGCGGCAAUGCUCUGAAAAGAACCCAGGAGGGUUCACUCAGGCCAUUACUCUUUCGAGUACUUACCAAUAAUCAUGAACUUGUACCAAUUGUGCUCUCGGACUCUGUCUCGAAAACGGACCCGUUCACCUGGACCUUGCCCAUGUUGACACAGGCGUUCAAGCGAUUGGUAGAACAGAAAGAGAUAGCUCUGAUCGAUGCUGAGCAACAUAAUGUGUAUCACGACUUCAGCAGCAUCUCCUUUGAAUCUCAAAUAACGAUUUGCAAGAACAUGACAGGACGAACCAAGAGUCACUGUGCGGGCUUUUUGGAAGUUACGAAUAUCUCGGGCAAGACACAGCCCAUCCAAUCAUUGCACAAAAGCGUCGAAGAUUUUCUGGAAACCCCUGAAAUCAUGUGGAGAGUCCAAAAGAGUUUAUCGGGUAAAGGCUUCUUCGUUCCGGAGUAUGCAAUAAUCACUGGUCAUCUGUUGGAGCUGAUGACUCUGAAAGCCGGGCUUUGCGAGAAGCAGUCACACGUUGACAACGUUUUGACUCAAGAGACCUGGAUGGACGAGGUACAACCCAUCGCGCUAUCGGCGGCACGUUGUCGUCGUUGCGCAGACUUACAGAUCGCUGGACCUGCGUCUGCUGCAGCAACCUUGUUGAAGUUCGCUCCAAAGGAGAUAGAGAGCUUGUGA
Messenger RNA from Macroventuria anomochaeta, 1284 nucleotides. RefSeq lists its product as uncharacterized. NCBI's taxonomy places the organism in Eukaryota, Fungi, Ascomycota, Dothideomycetes, Pleosporales, Didymellaceae. The transcript is spliced from 5 exons. The record is from RefSeq and is a predicted model, not a curated record. Bases 1 to 1284 code for a protein of 427 amino acids.